Arvicola amphibius (Eurasian water vole) is the source of this 732-nucleotide messenger RNA. RefSeq names its product transmembrane protein 11, mitochondrial-like. Gene Ontology annotation, cellular component: mitochondrial inner membrane. Gene Ontology annotation, biological process: inner mitochondrial membrane organization. The coding region runs from base 1 to 732 and encodes 243 amino acids. The transcript has a single exon. NCBI's taxonomy places the organism in Eukaryota, Metazoa, Chordata, Mammalia, Rodentia, Cricetidae. The record is from RefSeq and is a predicted model, not a curated record.
AUGAUAAAACUGAGCAAGGUAUCAUCAGGCAGACCCCCAACACCUGGAUUAACUCACAAAAGUAAAGUACACUGCUCCCAGGGUCCUCCCCCAUUAGGUGGCCACCUGAUAAGCCAGCUCAAGGAAAUCACCAGAAAUCUGCUUAAAGAAGGAUGGAUAAGGGCCGCGUGGGGAAGGAGGCAUCUGGGUCCGGGCGGCGGUGGCUCCCGAGAGAGGGUUAGCCUGUCAGCCACAGACUGCUACAUAGUGCGUGAAAUCUACAGUGGGGAGAAUGCCCAGGACCAGUUUGAGUAUGAGCUGGAGCAGGCACUGGAAGCCCAGUACAAGUACAUUGUGAUAGAGCCCACUCGAAUUGGAGAUGAGACAGCACAUUGGAUCACUGUGGGCAAUUGCCUACACAAGACGGCUGUGUUGGCUGGCACUGCCUGCCUCUUCACCCCAUUGGCACUGCCCCUGGAUUACUCCCACUACAUCUUCCAGCCCGCUGGUGUGCUGAGCCUGACCUGCUGUACGCUCUAUGGGAUCUCUUGGCAGUUUGACCCUUGCUGCAAGUACCAGGUGGAGUAUGAUGCCUAUAAACUGUCCCGCCUGCCUCUGCAUAUGCUCACCUCCUCCACACCAGUGGUGCUGGUUCGGAAGGACGACCUGCACAGAAAGAGAUUGCACAACACAAUAGCACUGGCUGCCCUGGUGUACUGUGUAAAGAAGAUUUAUGAGCUCUACGCUGUAUGA